Daphnia carinata is the source of this 2183-nucleotide messenger RNA. Its product is annotated as eEF1A lysine and N-terminal methyltransferase-like. Gene Ontology annotation, molecular function: S-adenosylmethionine-dependent methyltransferase activity. The transcript is spliced from 10 exons. Bases 156 to 2105 code for a protein of 649 amino acids. The record is from RefSeq and is a predicted model, not a curated record. NCBI's taxonomy places the organism in Eukaryota, Metazoa, Arthropoda, Branchiopoda, Diplostraca, Daphniidae.
GUUUUCAGUUUUGUUUUCUUUGUUUGAUGAAUUUUUCAUUAAAAAGAAAGAAAACUAAAGAAUUCCAACGUCGUCUGCUUGUAUUGGUAAAAAUCGACACACGUGAGUGCUGUCAUUUACAGCUAUAAUAAUUAAAAAGUUUUUACAUAACCGCAAUGAAUCUAUUGCCCAAAUCGAGUUCUGAGUUCAGCCAACAAGAUUACUGGGAAAAAUUUUUCAAAGCAAGAGGCAAGAAAGCAUUUGAAUGGUAUGGCACAUAUCAACAGCUUUGUAGUGUGCUUCAUAAAUACAUCAACCCAAGAGAUAACAUCCUGGUUGGAGGAUGUGGUAAUUCUGCUCUUAGUGCUGAUCUGUACAAAGCUGGCUUCACGUCUAUGACAAAUGUUGAUAUUAGUGAAACUGUUAUUGAACAGAUGACUAAGCAGUAUGAAAAAACUCAUCCCUUAAUGAAAUUUGUGGCAAUGGACUUACUUGAUAUGACCCUUGAUGCAGAAACAUUUUCCUGCUUUUUGGAUAAAGGAACAUUGGAUGCCUUGAUGUCCGAUGCCAACCAAGAAUCAGUGGAGAGGGCAGAAAAGAUGUUUCAGGAAAUAGAUAGAGUUCUAAAAGUUGGAGGACGGUACAUUUGUAUUUCGUUGCUCCAAGAACAUAUUCUUCGGUGUCUUGUAUCAUACUUUCAUAACCUAGGAUGGAUGAUUCGCGUCUGCCGAUGUGAGGAGGCUGAGCAUCAGGAAGAUCCUUCAGAUUCGAAACAAAAAAAACAAGCUGGUAGUAGCCGUUUCCCAUUUCCUGUGUUCACUGUGGUAUGCACCAAGUUUAAGAAAAUGGAACGUCUGACGCCAUUGCUCGAAUUUUGCCCCGACGAGAAAAACAUUGAGAGACUAUCAAGUGCAGAUCAGUUAAAGGAACGUGUUCGAUCCGUCCAACAUUUUGCUACAUUAUGCCAUCAAAUUAGUCAUGACGAAAAAUCCUCACAAGAUGUCUUUAUUGAAUUAAUGGAUCCCAAGUCGUCAAAGAAGACCCCUAAGUAUACACUAUUUAUCGUUGAUCGCCAAUGUAAAUCGGCCCAAAAAUUCGCUGCUUUUGUCGUUCCCCAAGGAAGGGAAACAGAUUGGUUGUUUAGUUCGCAUGAGGGGCGACGCCAACUUGCCGAUAGCGCCAAAUAUCAGCGGCUGUUAGUAAUCCAUUUGGGUCGCGAUCACCAAUUUGACAGUUUAGAUAGCGUUCAAACUGAAUUGGCUGGAAUUGUGUCCAGUUUACAACCCCAUGGGUUACCAACAAAUACGCAGAUUCCUUUUCUGUCGUUGGGUGCACAAGUUAACCAACGCAAAGAGAUUCACAGAGCAGCAAGUGAAUCUACAGGCGAAUAUGUAAUCGAAGAAGUAGAAGAAGAAAAUGAUGGAAAACCCGUGGUACUGCGACGGCUCAUUUUUCUUUCGAAUCCGAACGUCAUUCAGUCUGAAGCUCGAAUGAAAAAAGGAAAGGUAGAUUUGAAACAUUUAGCGUGCCAGCAUCACCUUGUUAUGGUGGAAGAACUACGACAACACCUGGACACACGAAAUCCUGAACUGAAUAGCAUACUAGUACUUGGCCUUGGUGGUGGAGCUCUUUGUACCUACCUGCAUCAGGCAUAUCCGCACUUCAAAGUCGAUGGUGUCGAAAUCGACCCGACCAUGGUAGAAUUGGCGGAAAAAUAUUUCGGAUUCAAACCGAGCGAAAAUCUCAGACCCCAUAUUGCUGACGGAUUAUCUUUCGUUCGCGACCUAGCAGCCACAGAGUCCGGGGAACGUUACGGUUUCAUCAUGCUUGACGUUGAUUGUAAGGAUCGUAGCUUAGGAAUAAGCUGCCCUCCUCCUAGUUUUUUGGAUCAAAAUUUUAUUGAAUCUGUGAAACAGUGUUUGAAUCCUCAUGGUUUCUUUUUUAUGAACCUUGUCUGCCGAGAUGAGGCGAAACGAAAUAAUGUUAUGGAAAUGCUGCGUAAAUCAUUCGAAAUCGUCCAAAUGAGGAAAAUCAAAGGAGAAGUCAAUGAAAUCAUCAGAUGUCAUCCCGUAGCAUUGACUUUACCAGCAAAAACAAGAAAUGGUAAAAAAUCAUCGAAAAAAUGAUUUUUUUUUUUUAACUGUGAAAGAAGGGAUUGCAAAAUUAAGUUCGUGAUUUCCUGAUACAAUUUACUUGGGACUCUU